AUGCUCACCUUUGCCGGCCGCCCCAAGUCAUCAGUCUUUGGCAGCCAUCGUACAGAUACCAGUCCGCAUAUGGAUGGUGAAGGAGGUGGAGGAGGAGGCGGAAAAGGAGGAGGAACAUCGUCCCGAUUCAAGCGGCUCUCGUUCAUGAUGCAUUCGCCGCGUCUUGCUCAUAGCUCCGACUCAGAUUUGUUGCCCAUGUCUUCUGUGCCGCCAAAGGGUGUCCAACCUGAUGCCAAGCUGGCUACCAAGACGACCAAGACGGUUGCCAAGAUCAACACCGAGAUGGACACGACCAAGCCUGUCGAUGCGAAAUUCGACACCACGCUUGAUGCUUCGGCUUCCUACUUUUCCCCGCCAUCUAAACUCGAAACGAAGCAAGGGUCCAGUGAAGAUGUUUUGCCGGCUGACGCGAGGAAAGCCUCAAUAUCGUUCCCGGACGAGUUGCCGAAGCCCGAUCAUUCGCCUUCAGAUCGAACGCCCACCGAUGCGCUUUCAGAGAGCUCCUUUGGGCGGAAAUCGUCUGUUUCAUCCGUUUCAUUCCGACGCUCGAGGAACCCGUCCGUCGCACCUAGCACUUCUAAGCAAACUGCUCAUGGCUUGCGCAUUCGAAAUGCGUCUCCGCCGCCUCAACGGUAA
Molecule: messenger RNA, 636 nt
Organism: Metarhizium acridum CQMa 102
Lineage: Eukaryota; Fungi; Ascomycota; Sordariomycetes; Hypocreales; Clavicipitaceae
Source: RefSeq, a predicted model, not a curated record